Molecule: messenger RNA, 454 nt
Organism: Colletotrichum navitas
Lineage: Eukaryota; Fungi; Ascomycota; Sordariomycetes; Glomerellales; Glomerellaceae
Exons: 1
Coding region: 67-255 (62 amino acids)
Source: RefSeq, a predicted model, not a curated record
UUCCAAGGGCUUGGUACAGUUCCUGCAUAUAAAAAUCUCAAUCUGCAGCACUUUGCCAUCUCCUUCAUGGUCGACGUAGAGGAAGUCUUUCGAUACUGCCAUUCGAGGUGGACAUGGUCGCACCUACAAUCUUUAGCGCUCAUAUCGCAGCUCCUACAGAACGACCAAAAGAACAGCAAGCAGAUCCAGGCCUUGCUGUGCUGGCCCAGUGUACUUGUACAGAAUACGCCCACGUUGUACACAUUUGUGCUUUAGAAUGAUUCAAAGGCACAUGCCUGUCCGUUUAUGUAUCGCAUUGGCAGAGACGAUGCCUCGGCCAUUUGGCGUGGGACGUGGCGUCUAAAAUUCGGUCCUCGCGUGGUCAAGUCAUGGCAACUUGCUGCAUCGAAGCUACGUUACCAAAACGUUCAAAUAUGGCAAGAGUAUGUUCAAGGGGACAUAGGGUCGCAUGGGG